AUGCCGGACAAUCGACAAGGACCACGGGUAGCUCACGUCGAGGACUACGACGACGAUAACAACACAACUAUCUCACAUACUCGCGCUUUUGCUAGCGCUUCCAGUAGAGGCACCAAGGAUGGUAGCGACUCGGGGUAUUCCAGCCGUGCUGGUACCCAUGAUGGAGAGAGCAAGCAGACUUCGCCGGAGGUAGUGAUGGCGAUGCCGAUUGAGAGACAGAGAAAUCCCUACAGCAGUGGUCCACUACCUCAACGUCAAAAGUCUACGACACAUCCAAGGCGACCGAAUGAUAUUAAGAAUUCGGCCCAGCAUGAACCUGAGAAGCGGAAGGAGUUUUGUCAUCGUAAGGGCGUCUGCUAUACUUGUGACCAAUUGGGAUACCAUGUGAAUCAGGACGAGUUCGAAGCAGGUCUUGCCAAGCAAACGGUGACUGGUCAGGAUGGCCACCGGAGAUCCGAAGCACCCAAGGUUGAAGUGUUCGAAGAGGAGGAGGAGCGCAUUGACCCGGGCAAGAAGGUACGACAGGUGUCUUCACACAAGGGCGGCCGGCCGGAACUUGACAAGCGGCAUUCGACCACAAGACACACACCCGCAUUCAGUCCGGCGCCUGGCCCUUACUCUUCACAUGACUACGUGGCACAAAUGGCUACUGCAGGUUACGCAGUAUCUCCUUACGGCUACUCGCCAGCUUCGGUCACGCCUUUGACGCCAGCUUAUGCUUCGCAAUCGCACUCACGUGGAUACUUCGAUCAUCGUAGCACAGCACCAAGUCGGCCCGCGCCGCUCCACCGUAAUAGUGUCCACGAACGGCCUUCGACCUCCCAGACGACUUACGCAGACUAUGAGAAAGUAUACCCUGCCCCACAACGAGAGACUUUGAAAGCAGCCAAACGACUAUCCUAUAAUGGAAAGCGACCAGAAGAUUACGAUUUAAUGCCUCCGCCACCACAACGACCAGAUCUAAAGGUUGCCACUGACACUCCGCCCACGCCCAAUCACACGCAUUCGUACUCAGCGGACUACAAGAGGCACGACACAGGCUACGAUGGCUCGGACGACUAUCGUGAUUCGUACGACAGCUAUCAUCGCAGACCGGCUGACGACUUGUCAAGAACACGAUCUCGUGAUCUAUCUCCCCGCCGACAUGACCUACCACCACUGUCUGCACGACCAAAGCCAAGACAGACGGUCUCAGAGUCCUACACAUCCAAAUCUGCCACGAAAGACCAAUUGGGUCAUACCUCAAGCACGCGACGAGCGACUCAGCCUGUCACUGCGAUCGAUGCGAAACUCGCUGAUGCCGAAGCAUACCAAGAGCGACAAGGCGCAGCCAAGACAUCGCAUGCUUUGACACACCAGACCAAGACAUCAAGCGGUAGCAAGACUCAUACCAGAUCAGAAAGCGGCAGCAACCAUAGCCACCAGCAGAGCCACUACUCCUCCGCAUCACGGAUUUCCUCCAAAUCACAGACGUCUCGUCGCGGCAGCGUCCUCAUCGAGACAGGAGGCAAGGCUCGACCAGUGAGCAUCGCCUUGCCUGCCCACGGCGUGACCAUACAGAUCGGCGGCGAUGCUCCGGACGAGAAGCCCAGACUCAAGGGUAGCAUAGAGCCCAAAAUGAUUGAACAAGCUCCGACACAAAGCGGAAGCACGGCGAGCAAGUCAUCCGCGACUAGGAGCCGUGCUGCCACGAGCGACUACACGACGUCUGAUCGCGGACGAGAUGGUGGAGGGCGUGAUCGAGGACAAGACUACAAGAUCACGAGACGGAUCUCGCAUGUCAUCGAUGAUAGUCGGCCGCCGUCGUCGCCGGUAAAGAUGAAGCAGGGCCGGUCGUCUUCGUCGACGCGGUCUGGCAGCCGGCAUAGGGCGUCGAGUGACGGUAAUCAACGACGUUAA
Molecule: messenger RNA, 1899 nt
Organism: Cyphellophora attinorum
Lineage: Eukaryota; Fungi; Ascomycota; Eurotiomycetes; Chaetothyriales; Cyphellophoraceae
Exons: 1
Coding region: 1-1899 (632 amino acids)
Source: RefSeq, a predicted model, not a curated record